Rhododendron vialii is the source of this 849-nucleotide messenger RNA. RefSeq lists its product as uncharacterized. The record is from RefSeq and is a predicted model, not a curated record. The transcript has 2 exons. Lineage: Eukaryota; Viridiplantae; Streptophyta; Magnoliopsida; Ericales; Ericaceae. The coding region runs from base 1 to 849 and encodes 282 amino acids.
AUGCAUAGUGAGUCGGGUUCCGUGCAGCAACCGGGAACGGGGUAUAAUGUGGGCCAGCAGUUUAGGGGCAUUCAGAGGCAGCAGCAGCCUCACUUUCGCCAGACUACGUCGGUUCAGAGUUUCGGGGGUGAUAAGGGAGCGAGUUCUUCUGCGCCUACUCAGGGUUCUGGUCAGAGGGGAGGUCAUGUGCAGGGUCAGGGUACCCAGGGGCGUGUUUUCAACAUCAACUCAAAUGCUUCACCUUCUAUUUCUCAGGCUCCAGAGGCAUCCGUUGAAAUUGUUAGUCCUCCUUUAUUCGUUGAGACACCUUUAGGGGGUAGAACGCCUCUUGAUCAUAUAUGUCGAGCUUGUGAGUUAGUCAUUUGUGACCGUCGUUUCGUAUUCGACUACAUCGUUUUGGGAAUGUUGGGGUUUGAUCUUAUUUUGGGAAUGGAUUGGUUGUCCACAUUUCAUGCUACCAUCGAUUGUUUCAAGCGUCAAGUUCGUAUUUGUCCUCUUGAGGGUCCUUGUUUCGAAUUCUUUGGGGAACGUCGGAAAUCGUUGGAACCAUAUUUAUGCAGGUCUCGAGAGCACGAGUCAAUUUAUUCCUUGUUGGCGAGUCUGACGUUAGAUGAGAAUUUGUCAACACGUGGGGAGUUACCCUUAGUAGUUUGCGAAUUUCUCGAUGUUUUUCCUGAAGAGUUACCUCGUUUACCUCCUAAAAGAGAGAUUGAAUUCGCUAUCGAUUUACUUCCCGGUACCGCUCCUAUCUCCGUACCUCCGUAUCGUUUUGCGCCCGCCGAAUUAAGAGAGUUAAAGACUCAGUUGCAGGAAUUGGAGAACUUAGGAUUCAUUCGUCCGAGUACGUGA